UUUUGAAAUACUUGGCAUUUUUCUUUGAGCUAUUCUAGUUUUACUGCAUCUUUGGUGUUUCUUUGUUUUUGAGGCCUGUUCAUAGAACUUCUCAGCUUCCUUUGUGAUACUUUAGAACUUUUACUGAGAUGUCUGUGCAGCAUGCUGGAGGCAUGGUCAGCCUGUUCCAUAUGUUCAUCUUGCAUCGGCUUUUGACCUGGUUAGGGGCUCAAAAGGGCAAGACCAAAGCUGAUUCUCUGCUUUGCAAUAUGUUUAGAAAUUUGCUAGCCUUGCCCCCCGAGGAUGUGCUUCCUGUUGUGUAUCUGUGCAGCUACAAAGUUGCUCCUGACCAUGAAAAUAUUAUUACUCCACAAGUUCUAAUUUCCUACAAAGAAUUAAGUAAUGGUGGAUGCUUGAUUACGUCUGCACUAGAAGAAGCAUGUGGGGGACAAACCGGUGAAAAGUAAGGGACCUGUCCAAUGACAUUGGUGAUCCUGGUAAGAGCAAUUAAUUCCUCUCAUGGUUUUCUGUUUUCUCCUAGUCCUUCCACAAUUUUUUUGGAGAGCCUUCUGAAUACCAUAUUUUGGUCUAAGGUGUUGUUGCACAAAUGUGACUACAAACCCAAACUUUACUUGCUCCUUCACCAUACUAUUAUGAGGACUUAUUUUCUGUGCUCUGGAAGAUAAAGUUACAACCCAGUAUUGAUCCUCUUGACAACAAAUGAUUAUAAACUGAAACCUUGAUGACUGAUUUGAAUUAUUUAGAAAUAAUUGGUUAAUGCUCGGAUUUGGUGGUGUAAAAUUCAGGAGGAACUUGCUACAAUAUCGGUUUAUUAGUAAGAACUGGUUUCUAGCUUAACAAUUUAGAACCAGAAUGUCGUUACCACUCUGUUGAUGAUAAGCAAAGCAUUCUACCUCCAGUGAUACCCUCUUGUAUACCAUGCUACGAAACAACUCAUUGAUCGAGUAAGUUAUUCAUGGGCACUUAAAUGCUGGAUGGAUAUGAUUAUACAAGGCUUUGCCAGAGCUUCUAUUUCCUUUUUUUCAUCAGAACGGAUAAAUUUAGACAAAACUUUUUAUGUAUCGGUACCCACUUGUAAUUUGAUAUCAUUUUAAAAUCUAAUUCCGGUAGCUAAGCAACACGCUUUUGUCAA
This is a messenger RNA of Gossypium arboreum, 1132 nucleotides long. Its product is annotated as DNA ligase 6-like. Gene Ontology annotation, biological process: DNA recombination; DNA repair. Bases 129 to 446 code for a protein of 105 amino acids. The transcript is spliced from 3 exons. Gene Ontology annotation, molecular function: DNA binding; DNA ligase (ATP) activity. The record is from RefSeq and is a predicted model, not a curated record. NCBI's taxonomy places the organism in Eukaryota, Viridiplantae, Streptophyta, Magnoliopsida, Malvales, Malvaceae.